Molecule: messenger RNA, 1300 nt
Organism: Pisolithus orientalis
Lineage: Eukaryota; Fungi; Basidiomycota; Agaricomycetes; Boletales; Pisolithaceae
Exons: 6
Coding region: 16-1143 (375 amino acids)
Biological process (GO): mitochondrial tryptophanyl-tRNA aminoacylation
Cellular component (GO): mitochondrial matrix; mitochondrion
Molecular function (GO): ATP binding; tryptophan-tRNA ligase activity
Source: RefSeq, a predicted model, not a curated record
UCGGAUUUUACCGUCAUGUUGCGCGUCUGUCAACGAGUAACUCUGCGGCGACGCACCGGCCAUCGCCUAACUGUCUACAGGCAAAUUUCACAGUCAACAAAACCGCUGCAGAAACGCGUUAUUUUUUCUGGUAUUCAGCCGACAGGCGUUCCUCACCUCGGAAAUUACCUAGGAGCUCUUUCUAACUGGGUUAAACUACAAAAGACAGCAGACCCCGAUGAUACAUUGCUGUUUUCUAUCGUGGGAUGGCAUGCGCUGACUUUGCCCCAAGAUCCCGCUGUGCUGCGGUCGGCCAGAGAUGAUAUGUUGGCGGUUUUGCUGGCCAUAGGGCUCGAUCCCGAACGGUCCGUUCUGUUCCACCAAGACCAUAAUUUGCACCACGUAGAACUCUGCUGGAUCCUGAAUUGCUUGACCCCGGUUGGCAAGCUGCGUCGGACGACAACCUGGAAGUCCCGAUUGGCCACGUCUAGGAACGCCACCUCAGAGGCUGAAGUGGACGAGUCACUGUUGAACUCCGGCUUGUUCACAUAUCCUGUUCUUCAAGCUGCAGACGUACUCAUAUACAGGGCUACCCAUGUUCCCGUCGGAGAGGAUCAGCAACAACACAUAGAACUGACACGGGAUCUCGCGGAGAUAUUCAAUCGCACGUUCAAAGGUCAAAAACCAUUGUUUCCCCUUCCUAUAUACGUCAACGCACCAUCGAAACGAAUACUGUCGCUCAGAGACCCAACAUCCAAGAUGUCCAAGUCGUCACCAGAUACGGCAUCCCGUAUUCUCUUGUCAGAUGCAGCGUCUCAGAUCAAGUCUAAGAUCCGUGCUGCCGUGACUGACUCGAUACCGGGUAUCACGUAUGAUCCCGUCUCUCGCCCAGGCACAUCGAACCUCCUGACUAUCCUCGCUGCAUGCACGGGGAGUAACGCACAAGAUAUUGCGGGGAUAUACACAAGCAAGGGACAUGGGCAAUUGAAAAAUGACGUCGCAGACGCAGUUGAAGAAUUGCUCAAAGGUCCUAGAUCGGAGUUUGAGAGGAUUAGACAUGAAAAGGCAUUCCUGGACGAGGUCGCACGAAAGGGGGCAUCGAAAGCGAUAGUGUAUUCCGGUGCUACGAUGGAAGACGUCAAGCGACGGAUAGGGCUGGCAUGAUGAAGGUGUGAGUCCGCUGUUGACUAAUUUAGUGGUUCAACUGCAGAAGAUUGGCGGGGGCCCAUCUGUCUCUCCGGUUACAUUCGGGCUAUGUACGGUAGAGCAAUGACAUUUUGGGUAGAGCAGGGAUACAGUGAGCAUUUUCCAGGGGUUGACA